Molecule: messenger RNA, 2486 nt
Organism: Kogia breviceps (pygmy sperm whale)
Lineage: Eukaryota; Metazoa; Chordata; Mammalia; Artiodactyla; Physeteridae
Source: RefSeq, a predicted model, not a curated record
CAUUUGGAACAAUGCCUGAUACAGUAAAUAAACACUCAAAUGACAGCUGUUAUUAUUAAAUACUUGUAACUUAUCUAAUCAUCACAUCCCCCUCCCCAUCCAUCCAUCCUGCUCAGUUUACAGAUUAAUCUUACCCCUUCCUCUAUUCAAAGAUUCUUGAACAGGAUUCUGUUAGGCGUGAAAAUUCACCAAGUCUCUCCCCACCCCAAAGGCAGCCCAUUCUGGCCUCAAAUAGUUCGUAUACUAAGAAAGUUCUCCACGUUGUUAAGUCUUCCUUUGUGUUACUGCCACUUAGGAUGCUACUGCUGCCCUUAGAGCCAUAGAGAACACGUUCACUCCAUCUUCUAUUCACAGCUUUUUCAGACUAGGAGGCUGUUACCUUGUUUUACUAAAUAAGUACCCUGUGUUCAGUCAGACAUUCAUUAUGUAAUAUAAUUUCCAGCUGUUAUAGGGAUUUCUCUUCUGAAUAUGUUUUUAAAGUGGUAGAGAAGUAUACAACACGUCCCACCUUUAAGGUACUUGAAGUGUUAAGUGUACACCAAAUGACUGCAGAGUAUUCGUAUGAAAGAUUAAAAUCAUGAUAAAAUGUGGUGUAAAGAUGUACAUUCUACUUUAACACAUGUUCUCUUAAUGAUUUCCUGGACUUGAUAUCAUCUGUCACUGUAUGAUCACUUCCUUCCUAUGUCACUUCUCACAUACUUGGAAACAUUAAUUAUGUUCUUACAGACCUUUGCAUUGCAGCUGUAAUUAAAGAAUGCUGUCUCGUUACCUUGUCACUGAAGAGCCAAAUCUUAGAUGCAGAAACAGAUGUAUUAUGUGCAGUCCUUUACAGCCAUCACAACAGAAUGGGCCGCCACAAGCCCCAUUUGGCCCUCAAACAGGUUGAACAAUGUUUAAAACGCUUGAAAAACAUGAAUUUGGAAGAUUCAAUUCAAGAUCUCUCUGAGUCAUUUUCUUCUAAUGAAAAUCAGCCUGUAAAUACCAAAGCAUGUGUCAUCCCUAGCCAACCAGUGGUGGAACUGGUGUUGAUGAAGAUUUUGGGAGCCUGCAAGUUGCUACUUCGCUUGUUGGACUGUUGCUGCAAGACAUUUCUCUUGACUGUGAAACAUCUAGGUUUGCAAGAAUUCAUUAUUUUAAACCUUGUGAUGGUUGGGCUGGUGAGCAGGUUAUGGGUUCUCUAUAAAGAUGUUUUAAAAAGGCUGGUUUCUUUAUAUGAACCAUUGUUUGGAUUACUUCAAGAGGUCUCCAGGAUUCAACCAUUGCCUUACUUCAAAGGUUUUACCUUUCCUUCUGAUAUUGCUGAAUUUUUAGGAGAGCCCUACUCUGAAAUCUUUAAGAAAAAAAUGCCUACAUCUUUUGCAGCUAAAGGAGUAACUAAACUGCUAAAUAAACUAUUUUUAACAAAAGAGCAAUCACAGAGGUCCAGUGAAGAAACAUUACUUAGCAUUUCCAAAAAAGCUAAACAAAUGAAGAUCAGUAUUCAGAAUUAUGUGGAUCUUGGACAGCCAGUAAAGAAUAAGAAAAUCUUAAAAGAAAAGUCAUCAGAAUUUGACGUGAGGGCUUUCUGCAAACAGCUGAAACACAAAGCUAUUCAGGAGAACAGUUUUGAGUUUAAAUGUUCUCAAUCCAAACUAAAGGCAACCAAACGUUCUUCUCGGAAAGCAAUAGGAACUCCCUGUGUAAAAAGUCUUGUGCAAAGAUUCCAAGAAACUGAGACUUUCGUACAACUUUCUGAAGAGAUCCAAAUGGCAAUUCUGUGGUGUAGGAGCAAAAAACUCAAGGCUCAGACCACCUUUCUGGGUAAUAAACUUCUUAAAAGUAACCGGCUUAAACAUGUGGAAGCUCAAGGCUAUAGCUUGCCAAAGAAACUAGAGUGCAUAAAAACAUCAAUUUGCAACUGCCUUCUUCAUGGCUCAGGUAGCAAAACUUUGAAGAAUCAUCUGAGACAAAGAAGAUCACAGAAUAAAUUUUCAUUGAAACGAAAGAAACCACAGAGAAAGUUGCAGUCGACUCUUUUAAAGGAAACCCAGCAGCCCCCUCAAGGGACUCAGAGUGCUACCGAUAUCAUUAAAGGGAGACUCUCACACCCUACAGUUCGUACAACUGAUCUCUACCCUAACAAUAAGCAAGUGUUGAGUAGAAGAGUUUCAAGUUCUGUCAUACGAACUAAGGAGAAACAAAUUCAUGAAAAUCGUAUAGAAAGCAAUGAAAAUGAAACUGAUUCUUGGACAACGAUGCAAAUAAAUAAACAUAAUACAUCAGGAAUCACUAAGGAGACAGAUGACAUUGAUGAUAUUUUCGCUUUAAUGGGAGUUUAGAUGCUCAUAUGUGAGACUUUUAACUGGUUAACCGGCUGCUCCAGUGUUCUGUUUUAAGUCGAACAGCUGAGAUCUGGAAAGAUCUGGAAGUACCAUUUGGAUUCAGAGGAGCUGCUUAAGUGCAACAUUGUAGAGCAGUUCAUUUUAGUUCAGUAAACACUUGUCAUA